AUGUUCCCUCGGAUCGGCUGGAUUUCGGGCAAAAAUGCAAAGCUUAUGCUGCUACUCAUUGUUAUGGCCAGCGUUUGUGCAAUCGGCUUGUUGGCACUUUGUAAGUGAAAAAAGUUGGAGCUUCCGGGAAAAAAUUUUAUUUUUUCGGGUUUUUUUGUUUGAAAACCGACAUUUUUUUUUUUGAAAUUUCCGAUUGAGGCUUGAUUAUCAGUCUGUCGGGAAAAUAAUGAGCAGAAUGUCGCUGCGCCGCUUGUGUCGCUGAAGUGAAAAGCAAUUUAAUUUUGUCGCGACCAGAGAUUGCCACGGCUCCGGAGCCGGCUCUUGGCUCCGGCUCUGAGCGGCUCCGGCUCCGAGCCGGGAGCCAGAGCCUGAGCCGGAAAUUUUGGGGUCGGCUCUGGCUCCCGAGCCCAAAGUCGGAGCCAGGCUUCCCAGCUGUCAGAAAAGUGAAAAUUUCGUGAUCUUGUCAAACCAAAUUACUUGAAAAAACACUGCGGAGGAUGCGACUUGACUGCAAAAACGUUGGCUGUAUGAUCUCUGGCACUAAUAACUUUUAUUUUUGGAAAAAUAUUUUUAAAAAAAACAUUUUGCAUAGGAGCCGGGAUUCGGAGCCGGAGGCCUUUUUAAAUUUUGCACGGAGCCAAGAGCCGGAGCCGGAGCUGCAAAUAUGGCCUCGGCUCCGGCUCUGGGAGCGAAGAGCCGGAGCCGGAGCCGAAAUUUUGACCGUGGCAAUCUCUGGUCGCGACACAAUUUAUGUAUUUUUCACGUUGCGAUCCGAUUUUCAAAGCGACAGAGUGCUCAUUAUUUUCCCGACAGACUGAUAUUAGUAUUUUCAUAAAGUGCAUGGACCUUUGUCGUGCACAAAAAACCUCCAUUUUUGCACCGUGCAUUCAACUGUGUUGCUGCGUCGGCAUCUUGAAUUUACUCAUUAUUUUCCCGACAGACUGAUAUUCGAAAAAAAUGCUUUUGAGGCUCUGAUGCAGCUCGGAAAACAAGCAUAGAAAAAAAAUAAAAUGAUUUUUUAUUAUUUUUUUAUUUUUUUUUCAUUAUGAGCCGAGAAAAUCGCCCAAGAAAAAUAAAAAAAUUUUGUCCCUAUUUUCCCCCAUUUUUCAGCCGAAACGCGCUCCUUGGUGAAAACAGUGGUGAAGGGAGCGCAAACUGAAAUUGCAAGACUCAUACCGAAAACGGAUGACGCGAAAGAGUUAUGGCCGAAAUACAAUAAGACUUUGGCCAUCAGUAGUGGAGAUUGCGCAGGAAUGGCGAACGUUGUAAGUUACGCUGAUUUUGCGAUUUUUUUGGAAAGUUUUUAAUAUUUUUUUGUCCGGAGGCUUUGAUACUACUAGUCGUUCCAGAAAGUGCGUGCACUUUUUUCCGCCUUUUUUACACCGCACAGUGCAAAGUUUCGUGUUCCCCGCGCGACGCGAUCCGUUUCGAAACAUUCUGCACUGUGCAAUUUCUUUUCGCACGCCCAAAAUUCGCGGCGACUCAGCUGAGAAAAGCUUGCGUCGCAGCGAUAUGUCAGCGACAUCCGGUUGCACAGUGCAAAAAGGUCAAAUGCACCCCGCAAAAAGGGGUUUUGUGCACGGUGCGGCCCACGACAAAAUGUGUCUGCACUUUUGAAAAAGCGUAAUAUGACUUCUAGUCGCGACAUAAAGUCCGUAGAAAGCGACGUCGGCGAAAAAAAUUCUACGGACUUUAUGGCGCGACUAGCACAAACUAUUUUUGAGAUUUUUGAUCUAUCAGUCUGUCGGAAAAAUAACGGCGGACCGUCGCAUCAAAAUGUCUCGCCUCGCCGCUAUCGCGCACCAAAUCCCAAGCCGCGGCUUGCAGUCGCAGACCGAUGUUGGGCGAUUCCGAGGCGCGACAAUCCGCCGUUAUUUUCCCGACAGACCGAUAUAUAAUUUUCAUUGCAGUUCUGGAGAAUCGCGGCGUUGUAUGGAUUGAGUCUUCAGACAAAUCGCACAGCAGUCAUGGGCGAUCCUAUAGAAGACUGCGGAGAGCGGGAGAAAAAGGAAAUGACGUCUUAUUUCCCCGCCUUGAGCGUACUGUAUAGCCGGGUGAGUCGGCUUCGGAUAACCUUGUUUUUGUGGCGUGCUCUAAAAAAUACUUUUUUUUCCAAGCUGAGGAGCGCAAAAAAAUUGAAGUUCAUCUCAAUUUAUGAUUUAUAACUUUUUACUUACAGUCCCCCAUUGGCUACUAUUCGCCAGUAAACUUUGGCGAAUCAUCGUGGCAGCCGGAUAACAUAACAAAGUAAGGAUUUAGAUUUUCAAAAAAAACGUACACAUGGAAUUUUUUUUACAGUGUUUAUUAGUGAAGAUUUCAUGUCUACUGCGCUAUUUCAAAAGUGCCUAGACUUUUUGCCCCAGCGCACAGUGCAUUUUGCCUUUUUUCCCACGGCGCGGGCUUUUCGAACAUUUUGCACUGUGCGUUUUUCUUCUUUUUUGCACCGUGCAAACCGCACAGUGCAUUUUCCAUUUUUUUGUCGCUUACGCACAGUGCAUUUUGCCUCGAAAGAGAGUGUACUAGUCGUUCCAGAAAGUGCGUGCACUUUUUGUCGUGGGCCGCACUGUGCACAAAAUUGCCUUCUUGCGGGGUGCAUUUGACCUUUUGCACCGUGCAAUUGCAAUGUCGCAGCGACGUAGGCUUUUCUCAACGGAGCCGGCGCGAAUUUUUAGAAAUUGCACAGUGCAAAAUGUUUCGAAAAGGAUCGCGUCGCGCGGGGAACACGAAACUUGCACUGUGCGGUCCGAAAAAAAGGCGGAAAAACGUGCACGCACUUUCUGGAACGACUAGUACUGGCUUGAUUGCCCUUUUCAAAACAUUUUUUUUGCACUGUGCGGGCUUUUCGAACAUUUUGCACAGUGCAUUUUCCCUUUUUUUUGUCGCUUACGCACGGUGCAUUUUGCCUAUCAGUCUGGCCGAAAAAGAAUUGUCCUCCGCGCCCCCCUCCAUCGCACUCACUCGAAACCCCAAUUUGCAUCGCGGAGAAAUUUGGAGGGCAUCGCCGAAAGAAAGAGCAAAAACAACGCAUCGCCAGCGACAAAAGUGGGUUUUGCACAGUGCAAAUGCCCUUUUUCUGCUGUUUCGCACUGUGCAAUUCCACAAAUUUAGCGAUUUUUCGAAGUCGCGCGCACUUUUGCGAUGCAUCGCUCAAACUUUCGGUGCCGCUCAUUUUCGAGCUUGCGAUUUCGAUGCUGCGACGAGGGUAAUUCUUUUUCGGCCAGACUGAUAUUACGCUUUUUCAAAAGUGCAGACACAUUUUGUCGCGGGCCGCACCGUGCACAAAACUCCCUUUUGCGGGGUGCAUUUUGACCUUUUGCACUGUGCAAACGGAUAUCGCUGCGACGCAAGCUGUUCUCAACGGCGCCGGCGCGAAUUUUUUGAAAUUGCACAGUGCAAAAUGUUUCGAAAAGGAUCGCGUCGCGCGGGGAACACGAAACUUGCACUGUGCGGUGCAAAAACGGCCGGAAAAUGUGUCUGCACUUUUGAAAAAGCGUAAUAGUGCACUGCGCUUCAUUGCCCUCUUCAAAACAUUUUUUUGCACUGUGCGGGGUCGCAAUGCACCUAGAAUUUUGAAUUGUCGCCAAGCGACAAGUUUUUCGCGCGAUGGCGCACGGUGCAUUUUGCGGACUUUUCGAAAAUUUUGCGAAUUCCAUCGAUUGCGACCCCGCAUCGAUUGCGACCCAGCAUCGAUUGCGACCCCGCAUCGAUUGCGACCCAAAAUGGGGUAAAGCGACCCCGGGAUGAAAAUUCCUUGAUUCUCUUCGGGAAAAACUUGCUUUAGGGGUUUUCGAGGGUGCUGAUUUCGAAAAUGAUGUUCAUUUUUCCUCUAGUACUACAUAGUACUGUCUGAUACUAUAUAGUACGAAGUUAAAAUAUCGCUUUUGACGUUAAAUACUCGAUUUAGGGGUUUUCGAGGGUGCUGAUUUCGAAAAUGAUGUUCAUUUUUCCUCUAGUACUACAUAGUACUGUCUGAUACUAUAUAGUACGAAGUCAAAAUAUGGCUUUUGACGUUAAUGGUGUUGUUUUGAUGCUUGGUACUCUUCAAAAACACGUUUUAAAGGCUUGGUGCUAUAUAGUACUGUCUGAUACUAUAUAGUACGAAGUCAAAAUAUGGCUUUUGACGUUAAUGGUGUUGGUUUGAUGCUUAGUACUCUUCAAAAACACGUUUUAAUCACUUGGUGCUAUAUAGUACUAUCUGAUACUAUGUAGUACGAGGUGUAAAGUUGGCCUUUAGGCGUUAGUGGUGUUGUUCUGGUGCUUAGUACGCUUAUUUUGACUUCGUACUGUAUAGUAUCAGACAGUACUAUAUAGCACCAAGCCUUUAAAACGUGUUUUUGAAGAGUACGAAGCAUCAAAACAACACCAUUAACGUUAAAAGCCAUAUUUUGACUUCGUACUAUAUAGUAUCAGACAGUACUAUAUAGCACCAAGCCUUUAAAACGUGUUUUUGAAGAGUACUAAGCAUCAAAACAACAGCAUUAACGUCAAAAGCGAUAUUUUGACUUCGUACUAUAUAGUAUCAGACAGUACUAUGUAGUACUAGAGGAAAAAUUAACAUCAUUUUCGAAAUCGGCACCCUCGAAAACCCCUAAAUCGAGUAUUUAACGUCAAAAGCGGUAUUUUCACUUCGUACUAUAUAGUAUCAGACAGUACUAUGUAGUACUAGAGGAAAAAUGAACAUCAUUUUCGAAUUCAGCACCCUCGAAAACCCCUAAAUCGAGUAUUUAACGUCAAAAGCGGUAUUUUCACUUCGUACUAUAUAGUAUCAGACAGUACUAUGUAAUACUAGAGGAAAAAUGAACAUCAUUUUCGAAUUCAGCACCCUCGAAAACCCCUAAAUCGAGUAUUUAACGUCAAAAGCGGUAUUUUCACUUCGUACUAUAUAGUAUCAGACAGUACUAUGUAAUACUAGAGGAAAAAUGAACAUCAUUUUCGAAAUCAGCACCCUCGAAAACCCCUAAAGCAAGUUUUUUCCGAAGAGAAUCAAGGAAUUUUCAUCCCGGGGUCGCUUUACCCCAUUUUGGGUCGCAAUCGAUGCGGGGUCGCAAUCGAUGCGAGGUCGCAAUCGAGCGGGGUCGCAAUCGAAGGAUUCCAAAUUUUGCACUGUGCGUUUUGUUUCUUUUCGAACCGUGCAAACCGCACAGUGCAAUUUGCCUUCUUUGUCGCUUACGCACAGUGCAUUUUGCCUUUUUUCGCACGGUGCGGGCUUUUCGAACAUUUUGCACUGUGCAUUUUCCCUCAUCGCGGCAAAUCGCAUCAGAAACGUCGCAGCGACUCUGUCCAAAAUGUGAUUCGUCGCGCGAUAUUUACCUCGCACAGUGCAAAAUUUCGAGUGCACAGUGAAAAAUGGGGGUUUUGCACGGUGCGAUCCUGUGAAAAAAGUCUAUGCACUUUUUGAAAAAAACGCAUCAGGACAUUUCCGGAAUUUGGACACUUCCGGAAUGGCGGAAUAGUGACACUUCCGGAAUGGCGGAACAGUGACACUUCCGGAACCGGGGAAAAAUCAAAGAAGAGGCUUAGACCUGCCAUCUGAACCAUCUGGCUGGAUUUAUUGUUAUUUAUUAAUCUCAAAAAUUUUGUUAUUUUUUUUUCUGAUUGUUACUUUUUUCUUAAGUAGUAGUGUUAAAAAGUAAUUUUUCGAUUUUUUUCUAAAAAUACUCGAUUUAGGGGUUUUCAAGGUUGCUGAUUUCGAAUAUCGGGCUCAUUUUUUCUGAACUUUACUAGUUUUCCUUAAGCAGUAGUGUUAUAAAGUAAUUUUUUGGAAUUUUUCCAAAAAUACUGGAUUUAGGGGUUUUCGAGGGUGCUGAUUUCGAAAAUCAUCUUAGCUUUCCUCUUUAUAGUACUAUCCGGUACUAUACAGUACGAGGUGAAAAUAUGGCUUUUGGCGUUAAUGGUGUUGUUUUGAUGCUUAGUACUCCUCAAAAACACGUUUUAAAUAACUGGUACUGUUUAGUACUGCCUGGUACUAUGUAGUACAUGGUGAAAAUAGGAGUACUAAGCAACAGAACAACACCACUAACGCCUAAAGGCCAAAUUUUUACCUUGUACUACAUAGUACCAGACAGUACUAAACAGUACCAAUUAUUUAAAACGUGUUUUUGAGGAGUACCAAGCAUCAAAACAACACCAUUAACGCCAAAAGCCACAUUUUCACCUCGUACUGUAUAGUACCAGAUAGUACUAUAAAGAGAAAAGCUAACAUGAUUUUUCGAAAUCAGCACCUUCGAAAACCCCUAAAUCGAGUAUUUUUAGAAAAUUUUCAAAAAAUUACUUUAUAACACUACUGCUUAAGGAAAACGAGUAUAGUUCAGAAAAAAAUGAACCCGAUAUUCGAAAUCAGCAACCUUGAAAACCCCUAAAUCGAGUAUUUUUAGAAAAAAAUCGAAAAAUUACUUUUUAACACUACUACUUAAGAAAAAAGUAACAAUCAGAAAAAAAAAUAACAAAAUUUUUGAGAUUAAUAACAAUAAAUCCAGUCAGAUGGUUCAGAUGGCAGGUCUAAGCCUCAUCUUUGAUUUUUCCCCGGUUCCGGAAGUGUCACUGUUCCGCCAUUCCGGAAGUGCCACUAUUCCGCCAUUCCGGAAGUGUCCAAAUUCCGGAAAUGUCGUGGUGCCGAAAAAAAAUUAAAAAAAUACUGCCUAUUUCAGACUGCAAGGUCCCCAAAAAUUGAUUGUUGUGCGCGGCGGUUUUUAUUUUCAAGCCUUUCCGUACUUCCACCAUUUCAAGGAGAGAAUCCGGAAGAUCUUUGCGCCAUCAGCCGAAAUCAAGAAACUUAUUGAGGACUAUGACAAAAACGUGUUCAAAGGCGAUCUCUCGCACAAGCUCUGCAUCCAUCUGAGGGAUUUCGAAAAGGGAAUUUUCAAAAAGAGCAAUGUGACAUGGGCAUUUGAAGUGAGUUAGGUUGAAAAGGGAAGUACCCCAAGUGCGAUGCUCAGAAUUUUGUGAAAUUUUGCACAGACGCUGUAUGUAGGCCUCAUAUCAAUUUCUGAAAUUUUUAGCUUGCGAUCUUCAGAGGCGGCCGAGAUAUUCAACGACUUGCCGAGAGAGUACGAGAAAUGCGGAGAGUGGUCAGAGAAAAUCUAUUUUUGGCCAUAUCUUUGUCAGUUUCGCGUGGAAAAAAUGAUUUUUUGUGAAAAUAUUACAUUAUACAGUAGAAAUAGACAUGCGAUUUUUUGGACGAAAAUUUGCAAAAAAAAUUUAAAAUUUUUGCCAAUUUUGGAUCUAUUGGAUCUAAAAUUGGCAAAAUUUGGAUCAAAACUCGGUUACUUUGGGAAAGCGAAAGCUAAAAGUGUCAUACUUGUAUUAGAAAAAAAAAUUCUAAAUUUUUGCCAAGUUUCAUCAAAAUCUGAGCGUCGCAUUUGGACAAGCUUUUUUUCACCGUUGUGUUCAUUAUUUUCCCGACAGACGUAUAACAGAGAAAAAAUUGCUUUUUCAGGCAGCAAAAUUCAUAAUCCAACAUCUGAAGACGCAGCAUAACAUUGAGAACAUCAGCGUCGUUGUGUUUUCGGACAAUAAAAAUUACUCACAAACAAUUGCAGAGCAGCUGGUUGUGAGUAUUUUCAUAAAGUAUUUUUUAUUUUUUUCGUUGCUUUCCCCCGCUUACUCGCUGCAGUGACGGAGCUGAACCAGUGGCAAAAAACGUAACAUUUUACCUCCGGGAAGUAUCAAAAACGUGGCAAAAUGCUUCCCUUUCCAAGUGAAAAAACUUCGUUUGAAAGGGCGCGCCCUUCCCUCGCAAAAAUAAGAGUUUUUUUCUCUUGGAGAUGGAAGCAUUUUGCCACAUUUUUGAUGCUUCCCGGAUCCAAAAUGGGACGUUUUUUGCCACUGCUUCAGGAGCGUCACUGUAUUUUCAGAACGAAGGCUCAAUCUCAAAGGCAUAUGCCCCGACGGGAAUGAACCGCGGAACGGAGAUGGUAUUGGGCCAAACCAAGUGCCAAUCGAUGAUUCUGACCACGAUUGGCUCCACGUUCGGCUGGUGGAUGGCCUAUUUCAUGGAGGAGGAGGCGCAGAAACGCGUCUUCUACAGCGAGCAUUUCUUUGAGGUGGGUGCGAAAUUCAUUUUUGGCAGUUUUUUCUGCCAGUCUGUCCGGAAAAUAAUGAGCAGAAUGUGGCAUUUUGGAUGCGACAGAGUGCUCAUUAUUUUCCCGACAGACUAAUAUUACGCUUUUUCAAAAAGUGCGUACACUUUUUUCCCGUCGCCGCACCGUGCAAUAAUUCCAUUUUUGCACUGUGCAUUUGAGAUUUUGCACUGUGCAACCCCCAAAAAAGGUCGAUUGCACUGUGCAACCCCCAAAAAAGUCGAUUGCACUGUGCAACCCCCAAAAAGGUCGAUUGCACUGUGCAACCCCCAAAAAAGUCGACUGCACUGUGCAACCCCUAAAAAGGCCGAUUGCACUGUGCAACCCCCAAAAAAGUCGAUUGCACUGUGCAACCCUCAAAAAGGUCGAUAGCACUGUGCAACCCCCAAAAAGGUCGAUUGCACUGUGCAACCCCCAAAAAGGUCGAUUGCACUGUGCAACCCCCAAAAAAGUCGACUGCACUGUGCAACCCCUAAAAAGGCCGAUUGCACUGUGCAACCCCCAAAAAAGUCGAUUGCACUGUGCAACCCUCAAAAAGGUCGAUAGCACUGUGCAACCCCCAAAAAGGUCGAUUGCACUGUGCAACCCCCGAAAAGGCCGAUUGCACUGUGCAACCCCCAAAAAGGUCGACUGCACUGUGCAACCCCUAAAAAGGCCGAUUGCACUGUGCAACCCCCAAAAAAGUCGAUUGCACUGUGCAACCCUCAAAAAAGUCGAUUGCACUGUGCAACCCCCAAAAAAGUCGAUUGCACUGUGCAACCCCCAAAAAGGUCGAUUGCACUGUGCAACCCCCAAAAAAGUCGACUGCACUGUGCAACCCCUAAAAAGGCCGAUUGCACUGUGCAACCCCCAAAAAAGUCGACUGCACUGUGCAACCCCCCAAAAAGGUCGAUUGCACUGUGCAACCCUCAAAAAGACCGAUUGCACUGUGCAACCCCCAAAGAGGUCGACUGCACUGUGCAACCCCCAAAAAAAGGUCGAUUGCACUGUGCAACCCCCAAAAAAGUCGAUUGCACUGUGCAACCCCCAAAAAAGUCGAUUGCACUGUGCAACCCCCAAAAAGGUCGAUUCCACUGUGCAACCCCCAAAAAGGCCGAUUGCACUGUGCCGAUUUUUGACCCCAAUCGCAGCCGGCGCAGUGGAGAAAAGCCGACGUCGCAGCGAUAUUUCAAAUGCACAGUGCAAAACCAAAACAAGGUGAGUGCACGGUGCAAAAAGUCGGGGGAUUUUUGUGCACGGUGCGGACCGCGACGAAUGUCGCGAAAUUUUGCACUGUGCAGCCGAAACACCGCGCGACGAAAAUCAUUUUCGGCGGAGUCGCUGCCGCCUUUCUGAAGCGAUUUUCCGCACAGUGCAAAAAGAGGCAUACUGCACAGUGCAAAAUGUUCGAAAAGACUGCACCGUGCGAAAAAAAGCGAAAACGGCCAGAAUGCACUGUGCGCCAGGACAAAAAGUCUGCGGACUUUGGAAAAGGCGUUGUACGGCACAAUUCGAUAAAACGUGGUGUAAAAUGUUUAUUGUUUUUUAAUUUUCAGCCCGGGCAGUACCACAGAAACGUCAUAAAGGACAUGGAAAAGAAUUAUAUUCGGCCGGAGUGGAAGAGAAUCAGAUCAGAAAACGGAACGUUUCAUCUGGACUUCAAGGAGAAAGAGGAUUUUCUUUUUUAUGAUAGAAAUCGAUUAAUUUUUGGUUAG
Molecule: messenger RNA, 9772 nt
Organism: Bursaphelenchus xylophilus (pine wood nematode)
Lineage: Eukaryota; Metazoa; Nematoda; Chromadorea; Rhabditida; Aphelenchoididae
Source: the annotation of a GenBank genome assembly